CGCGUUUUGAUGCGCCUUUUUGAAAUCUAGGCAAUAAGUUGAAUGUGCUUGCUGAGCUGGUCAAAUGCGCCGUGUCACAACAUUUAUUAUCUGCUGCUUUCCAGUCAAAAAAGCAUUCUGAACUGCGCAACCUUGCAACUGAAUGGUGCCCUCCUGAUCUCAUCGGUUUUCCAAUCUCUUUCUCCAUAUUCAUCAACGCCAAUUCUUCUGGAACUUUGUUACUUUACCACCGUCGGCAACUACUCAUGGAAAUUUUGCACGUCUUCCGCGUUAUGCUCGUGUAUCAAAUCAUUGAACGAAAUCACCCCAAAACCCAACUGGUUCAUCCCUGUGUGUUGGUGCCAACCCCGGCCCUUACUCUCCAACUUCCCUUGCAUCUUCGCCGGGGAUGCUAUGGUGGCUUUUCGCCCCGAGUCAGCUCUUGCAAUGGCGCACCACACUUGUGGUUGCGCUCGCUCCCCGACUGGUUGGUCGAUCACAUCACCAGAAGUGAAGAUUGCUUCUUCAGAGCUUCGACAGCGAGCUCAGCAAGUGCAUAGGCACUAUCUCGUGAGGUUAUCGAGCGCAAAUGAUGAUUUGGGCCGGGCUCACCAUGCCUUGCUGAGGGCAUGGACGACGUCUCCGUAUGUAGGGCGCCGGCGCUGUGUUACGUCUCGAGUGAGGCGUGAUUAACAAUAACUAGGAACUACGCAAAAUGUCUACUCAUUCUACUGAGCACAGAUGGGAGUGGAAACCAACCGUUGAAAAUCGGGAUAAUAAACGUAGCAUCUACGAAAUAUAAAGAAAGGGUCGAAUACACAGCAGAGGCAAUGCGCGCGUCGGCACCGGUCGUUUGCUCUACACUAAAAUUGUUAUAAUAAAAGAAGUACGCUAACAGCAACAUAUUAUCUAAAUUGGGCAGAGCUAUUUAGAUAACUGUGAUUUAGGUGAAUGGCCCAGACGUCUGGCUAGGUUCCUUGGUAUUACAGGAUAAGCAUAUUAAUUGGAAAUGGUUUCCAUGUUGUGUAUGUAAUGCGGAUGGUUCUAUUUUAAUGUCACAGCACACGAAGUAGAGGGAAACAGUAGAGUG
Messenger RNA from Dothidotthia symphoricarpi CBS 119687, 1069 nucleotides. RefSeq lists its product as uncharacterized. Bases 43 to 672 code for a protein of 209 amino acids. The record is from RefSeq and is a predicted model, not a curated record. NCBI's taxonomy places the organism in Eukaryota, Fungi, Ascomycota, Dothideomycetes, Pleosporales, Dothidotthiaceae. The transcript has a single exon.